AUGAACAUCACUCGUAUCAAUAAUCCGGCCAGUUUUACUACCAAUGAUAAUCUCACUGGCUAUUAUCACUCAGCUAAUAAUAAUUCUAUUGAUCAAAAUACUCAUUAUCAAGUCUCUAAAUCAACUGAUUCUCAUGGCAGUUCAGCUUCAAAAUAUUGUUAA
Molecule: messenger RNA, 162 nt
Organism: Entrophospora sp. SA101
Lineage: Eukaryota; Fungi; Glomeromycota; Glomeromycetes; Entrophosporales; Entrophosporaceae
Source: the annotation of a GenBank genome assembly